Molecule: messenger RNA, 374 nt
Organism: Loa loa (African eye worm)
Lineage: Eukaryota; Metazoa; Nematoda; Chromadorea; Rhabditida; Onchocercidae
Exons: 3
Coding region: 1-354 (117 amino acids)
Biological process (GO): phospholipid metabolic process; arachidonate secretion
Molecular function (GO): A2-type glycerophospholipase activity
Source: RefSeq, a predicted model, not a curated record
AUGUAUUUGAAAGGUACGUUUGGUAUACAUACAAUCUUCUUCUUACUGUUACUUACCGUACAUUAUUCAUGGACAUCAAAUUACUAUUGUGGUCCGAAUAACAAUGCAUUUUAUCGACUUCUAUCUCAACUCUUCACUAUGCCGUGCGAACAGUAUCAGAUAAAUUUUUGUUGCUUGAUGCAUGAUCAAUGCUAUGACAAUUGUAAUGUCACACAAUUGGCUUGUGAUACUUUCUUUUGCAAUUGCCUAAAUGAUAUUCAAACUAAUUUUUAUUGUAGGACAAUAAUACAUUCAAUACAUUGUAAUUUCUCGCAAUGGUUUGGCAAAUCCUACAAAUGCAGUUUUACAGAAUGAAAAAUACUCUUGAAGGUAAA